AUGCACACGGAAGGCACUCUUCUGAUGCACAGCAUUAGGACUAUGGUAUAUAAAAGCAACCACAGUGUUUGCUCACAGCUCUCGGCUUUCACCUCAGCGACUGCCAAACAUGGUAAAGAUCAUUUUUUUUAUGAAGACAAGAGCUUCUGGGGCCACUGCUAUGAAUGUAGCAGUGACCACCUUGACCUGCAGUCCUAUGUGAAACAAUGCAAUUCCAUCCAGGUGGAAAAAGGCAGCUGGAUGGUUUCUGAGAAGCCCAGUUACUCAGGACACCAGUACUUUUUAAAAAGGGGAGACUAUUCUGACUUCCAGAAGUGGUUCAGUCUCUGCGACUCCAUCAGGUCUUGCCCUAAUUCUCUUUCCCACAAGAUUCAGCUCUAUGAAAAGGAGCUCCAAGGCCAAAUGUUGGGGUUCACUGACGAUUGCCCAUCAGUCCCAGGCUACAUCCAUCUCCCUGAGAUCUGCUCCCUCAAUGUUUUAGGUGGCUCUUGGAUCUUGUAUGAAAUGCCCAGCUUCAGGGGCCGACAGUAUUUACUGAAACCCAGGGAAUACAGAAGAGUUCUUGACUGGGGUGCAGUAAAUGCCAAAAUUGUCUCUUUGCAGAGGCUGACUGACUUGCACUGA
Messenger RNA from Haliaeetus leucocephalus (bald eagle), 624 nucleotides. Its product is annotated as gamma-crystallin D-like. Gene Ontology annotation, biological process: lens development in camera-type eye; visual perception. Gene Ontology annotation, molecular function: structural constituent of eye lens. Lineage: Eukaryota; Metazoa; Chordata; Aves; Accipitriformes; Accipitridae. The record is from RefSeq and is a predicted model, not a curated record.